Saccharomycodes ludwigii is the source of this 615-nucleotide messenger RNA. Its product is annotated as 60S ribosomal protein eL15. NCBI's taxonomy places the organism in Eukaryota, Fungi, Ascomycota, Saccharomycetes, Saccharomycodales, Saccharomycodaceae. Gene Ontology annotation, biological process: cytoplasmic translation. Gene Ontology annotation, cellular component: cytosolic large ribosomal subunit; ribosome. The transcript has a single exon. Gene Ontology annotation, molecular function: structural constituent of ribosome; RNA binding. The record is from RefSeq and is a predicted model, not a curated record. The coding region runs from base 1 to 615 and encodes 204 amino acids.
AUGGGUGCUUACAAGUAUUUACAGGAAUUGAACAGAAAGAAGCAAUCUGAUGUCUCCAGAUUCUUACAAAGAGUCAGAGUUUGGGAAUACAGACAAAAGAAAGUUAUCCACCGUGCCUCUAGAUCAACUAGACCAGAAAAGGCUAGAAAGUUGGGUUACAAAGCUAAACAAGGUUUUGUUAUCUACCGUGUCAGAGUUAGAAGAGGUAACAGAAAGAGACCUGUUUCCAAGGGUGCUACUUACGGUAAGCCAACCAAUCAAGGUGUUAAUGAAUUGAAGUACCAAAGAGCUUUGAGAGCUACUGCUGAAGAAAGAGUUGGCCGUAGAUGUGCCAACUUGAGAGUUUUGAACUCCUACUGGGUUAACCAAGAUUCUACUUACAAGUACUUUGAAGUUAUUUUGGUUGAUCCAUCUCACAAGGCUAUCAGAAGAGAUGCUCGUUACAACUGGAUCUGUAACCCAGUUCACAAGCACCGUGAAGCUAGAGGUUUGACUGCCACUGGUAAGAAAUCCAGAGGUAUCAACAAGGGCCACAAAUUCCACAACACUGGUGCUGGUAGAAGACACACCUGGAAGAGACAAAACACUUUGUCUUUGUGGAGAUACAGAAAAUAG